Messenger RNA from Zea mays, 1348 nucleotides. RefSeq names its product bidirectional sugar transporter SWEET3b. NCBI's taxonomy places the organism in Eukaryota, Viridiplantae, Streptophyta, Magnoliopsida, Poales, Poaceae. Gene Ontology annotation, molecular function: sugar transmembrane transporter activity. The record is from RefSeq and is a predicted model, not a curated record. Bases 251 to 1039 code for a protein of 262 amino acids. The transcript is spliced from 6 exons. Gene Ontology annotation, biological process: carbohydrate transport. Gene Ontology annotation, cellular component: membrane.
CCUUUCCCUCGGGUUAACACAUGCCUUUUGCUUCUUUGAGCUACUACGGCCACUCAUUGUGCAAUGCAAUCCAGGUGUGCAUGCCGCCUCAGGGCUCAGCAGGGGCAGUAUAAAUUGCUGGUUGCCUCCGCUUCAGGCGAACAUGCAUGCAAUGCAACACAGGCAGCCAGCCCAUCGAUCUAUCGACACAUUUCUCAGGCCCUAGCUUGCUCAUCAGUAGUUCGGAGAUCGAGUGGAAACCUUGUCGAGAAUGGUUCCAGAUACAGUUCGUGUAGCAGUAGGAAUCCUAGGAAAUGCUGCUUCCAUGCUCCUCUACACAACCCCUAUACUGACGUUCAGAUGGGUGAUAAGGAAGGGCAACGUGGAGGAAUUCUCCUGCGUGCCAUACAUCCUAGCGCUGCUCAACUGCCUGCUGUACACCUGGUACGGCCUCCCGGUGGUGAGCUCCGGGUGGGAGAACCUGCCCGUGGCCACCAUCAACGGCCUGGGCAUCCUGCUCGAGGUCGCCUUCAUCGCCAUAUACCUACGGUUCGCACCGGCGGAGAAGAAGAGGUUUGCCUUGCAGCUGGUGCUUCCUGCCCUGGCGCUGUUCGGCCUGACGGCGGCCUUGUCGAGCUUCGCGGCGCGCACGCACCGCUCGCGCAAGGCGUUCGUGGGCAGCGUCGGGCUGGUGGCUUCCGUGUCCAUGUACACCUCUCCAAUGGUGGCCGCUAAGCGAGUCAUCGCGACGAAGAGCGUGGAGUUCAUGCCGUUCUCCCUCUCGCUCUUCUCCUUCCUGUCCAGCGCGCUCUGGAUGGCGUACGGGCUGCUCGGCAGGGACCUCUUCAUCGCGUCGCCGAACUUCAUCGGCGUCCCGGUGGGCGUCCUUCAGCUGCUGCUGUACUGCAUCUACAGGAGAGACCACGGGGCGGCAGCCGGUGCAGAGGCGCAAGCGCAUGGCCCUGCCGCCGCCGCCGAUCAGGAGAAGGGCAUGAAGGCAGCGGCGCCGGUGGCCGUGCAGCCGCAGGAGGUAGCCGCCAGAGUGUCGGAAUAUAAAUGAGAUAAUAUGUCUCUCUCUUUUCUGAAAUCGAAUCAGAAUCCCUUGUGCGUUGUGUCAGUCUGUGAAGUGAAUGUUUCGUUAUCUCCAUCUGCGGCCCAAGCCCAACACCGAACUGGACUCUCCAAGUCGAAUGAAAUUGAAGGCUUGGCUCUUGGGCUGUACGGCCACAUAGCAGCGACCCAACUGUUGAGAACUACGUAUACGGAUCAGCAGAUCCACUUAUGGCGUGUUUGGUUUAUGAAGUCACUCUAUACUUCAUGAGGUGAUGCAUCAUAAGUUCAUUCCAUCAAUUUUGGUGGAAUCAACCCA